This is a messenger RNA of Sclerotinia borealis F-4128, 882 nucleotides long. The record is from the annotation of a GenBank genome assembly. NCBI's taxonomy places the organism in Eukaryota, Fungi, Ascomycota, Leotiomycetes, Helotiales, Sclerotiniaceae.
AUGAGUAAAUUUUAUUUUGGUGGAGGAUCGGGUGAUGUUUCCUCAGAUGACGAGGACAAUCUCCCAUAUCCAGAAGCCCUUCCCCGAAGCGAUUUUUUGGCUCCAACUUUUGACGCACCAACCUACCUCUCUACGUUAUCAGAUCGUCACCAGACCCUCGAGGAUUUGCGUUCCGACCUUCGUGAGCGUUCACAGGCUCUUUCAAAAGAAUUAUUAGACUUGGUAAAUACCAAUUAUGAGCAAUUUCUAAGCUUGGGCUCGGACCUCAAGGGUGGAGAAGAGAAGGUUGAAGAUGUUAGGGUGGGGCUAUUGGGGUUUAAAAGAGGUGUUGAGGAUGUGAGAGGGAAGGUCAGAGAAAGAAAAUCGGGAGUUGAGGGUCUUCUUGAUGAAAAGAAAGGUAUUACUAAGGAGAUAGCUUUGGGAAGAAAAUUGCUAGAGGUUGAUUCACGACUUGAAGAACUAGAGGAUAGAUUAAUGGUUGCGUCGCUUGGUCGAUCACCAAAUGGUCAUGAAGAUUCUUGGAGUGAAGAUGAAGACGAAGAUGGAGACGACGAAGACGACGAAGACGACGAACUGGUCAUUGAUGGUGUUGUCAACGGGACCAGUACGAAGAAGCUUCAAAGAUUUGUGUUGGACUAUCGGAAUGUUGAGCAUCUGUCAACCACGAUCGGGCUGGAGCAUCCAUUCAUCGCAGCCCAGCAACCUCGAUUAUUACGGCUGAAAAACACUAUUGUUUUGGACCUAAAUACUGCCUUAAAGCAAACAAUGUCUCUAAAGGAAGAGGGCAAACCACGAUUGAUCAAAAUCAUGGGAAUAUACCGUGAUCUGGGAGCUGGCGAUGAAGCAGUCAAGGUGUUGAGAGGUGUCAAAUUAACUCAAUAA